CGGAACUUGUGUGUGGCACUGCUGGGCACCAAUCAUCAGGGCACUGAUGAUCAGUGACCCUGAUGAUCGGUACCAUUCCCUGCUCUGACAACUGCCGGGCACUGAUGAUCAGUGCCCUGAUGAUCAGUGCCCAGCAGUGCCUCCCAUUAAUGCCACCCAUCAGUGUCCAGCAGUACCACCCACCAGUGCUGCCCAGUAGUUGAGCUAAUCAGUGCCCAUCAGUGCCACCCAUCAGUGCUGCCAGUCAGUGCCAUCAGUCAGUGCCACCAAUCAGUGCUGUCAGUCAGUUCUGCAAGUCAGUGCCACCCAUCAGUGCCAAUAAGUG
Messenger RNA from Staurois parvus, 325 nucleotides. NCBI's taxonomy places the organism in Eukaryota, Metazoa, Chordata, Amphibia, Anura, Ranidae. The record is from the annotation of a GenBank genome assembly.